Molecule: messenger RNA, 2340 nt
Organism: Numida meleagris (helmeted guineafowl)
Lineage: Eukaryota; Metazoa; Chordata; Aves; Galliformes; Numididae
Product: integumentary mucin A.1-like
Exons: 5
Coding region: 1136-1852 (238 amino acids)
Source: RefSeq, a predicted model, not a curated record
CCAGGUGAGCACCAGCACCACCACAGUGGUCCCCAGGAGCACCUUCACUCCCAGCCCACCAGUAGAGAGCACAGCUGGAACCAGCCCUGGUGUCUCCACCCUGACCAUAGGGACAUCCCCCAAAAGCCCCAGUGCCGCCCCAGGUGAGUACAGCUGUAAGACAGGGACACAAUGUGAUAAAGCUCUUCCCCCUCCACAGAGCCCCCACCUCCUGCCCCCUGUGCCCUAUAUAUGGUGGGGCUGAGGGGUGUGGCCGCAGUGGGUGUGGUCAAAGUGGGCGUGUCCUGGGUGGGGGACGUGGCUUCAGGUGGACGUGGCAGCAGCACCCCCAGGAUGCCCCAUCCGUGUGCCUGUGCCCCAUCCCAGGAGCCGUCCUCUCUGUCCUACCACCUGCAGCCUGGUGACAGCCCGGCAGUGAGAGCCCAGCACCCCUGGGUGCCUGCAUCCUGCCCACACCACUGGUGGUGCCCCACUGUGCUGGCACCCAGCCGUGUCCCUGCAGCGUGACAGCCCCAGCAGAGUGCCGUGCCCUAGCACGCCUGCAGGACGCUGUGUCCUGGCCCAGCGCCUCCAAGGGGCCUCAUCCCUGACCCCAGGAACAAGGAAGCAGCUCCGAUUGUUGGCAGCACUGGGCUGUGACAUGCACUGGGCUGUGACACGUGCUGGGGAAGUGAUGCUGCACGGACAGCCCAGGAGAUGAGUCCUCAAGCCAGAGCACGCCCUUCCUGGCUCUGCCUCCUUGUGCACAGGGUGGGCUGCUGUCUCUGAGGGCCUCGGUGCCGACAGACACCACACAUUGUCCCUUUCUCGGAGUACAGGGUCCCAGGCUGUUCCCAGGGCCUUUCCCAUUGGCACUGCCCUUCUACCGGCAUAAGUCUCCGGCUGCAGGGACUCUGCUUGUGGCUGUUCUGGGGCCCCCGUGCAGCUGAUGGCUGCCGGGCAUCGUGCCCAUCCCUGGGAGCACCCGUGCUGGGUGGGAGCCCCUGUGGCAAUGCCAGCACCCGGGCAAUAAAGGGACCCACCUGGAUGCUCGUCCACUGCUGGGUGAAGGCGACGUGGAAACCGCAGUGCCGGGGCGGUGGGGAGCGCUCAGAGCGGUGCCAACCGGGAGACAUCGGCUCCUGUCUCCCCGGACAUGGCUGCACGCAGGGGAGGGCUGCCCCUGUUCCUGCUGCUGAGCCUCGCUGGGUCAAAGCUGGCGCUGGGGACCACAGCCAUGGGUGCGACAGUGCCAACACCCACGGAGUCCCCCAUGCUGCUGCCCAGCAGCACUGCCCCCACUUCUCCCUCCAGCCCUGAAACAGAAGCCCCCACCCCAGCAAUGCCCAGCGCUGCCCCAGAGACCAGCAGUGCUCCCCCCAUGUCAGCACACACAGCUGCAUCACCUGAGCCCUCUACAACCGUGGUAGACACCACCACCACCUCCAUCACCGGCACAGCAGUCCCUAGGAGCACCCCCAAUCCCAGCCCACCCCAGGGGACCACCACUGGGACCAGCCCCGGUGUCUCCACGCUGACCACAGGAAAACCUCCAGAAACCUCGAUGGCACCGCAGAGCUCGAGUGCCACCAUAGGCACGAAGCCCUCCUCCCCUGCCACCACCCCAACACAGAGCCUGGAUAUCACCACCAGCCCCUCUGCAGAGCUGCCACCGACGCUGCCCACCUGUCCCAGUGCCCCGAGCAAUGCCAGUGCGUCCCAGCUCUUCUUCUCCAUGCGUCUCACCACUCCUCUGGACAUGGGAAACACCACAGUACAGAAGCUGCUCCUGGCCAAACUCCACAGGGACCUGCAGGCUGCCUUCCCAUGCACCGGGCUCAUGCUGCAGUGGAGGGGGAACAAGCUGAUCUGAGCCCAUUGCCGGGGGAUGCUGAGCAGGACUGAGCCAUCCCCCACCUGCCCACAUCCCUCUGGGUGACCCGCAUGGCCCCAUCUGCUUCCCUGCCCCCUCCAGCGCCCCCCUGUGCCCUGUUUUCUACCCCUUCCCACAGCCGGACUGCCGCCCCAUGGCACUGAUGAUGAAGAAAGAGCUCUGCAGCCCCCCUCUGCCCCGUUAUCACCAUGCAGCAGUGGCCCUGCUGGCAGCCAGGGGACACCAGAGGGUCCCAUCAGCUGCCCCCCAUGAGCUGUGCGUGCCAUGGGGCCAUGGAAAUUCUGUGGGCUGAGCUCCUUCCCUGUUUUUUUCCAGUCCCUGGUUGAGGAGACGGCCGCAGCGUCUGCCUCCCCUGCAGCAAAGUCAUUUAUUAACUGAUUAAUUAGCCAGAUAAAAUGAGAGCGAAGCAAUUAUUACCCUAAGCAAGUCACCUCGCAGGGAGAUUAAAAAAGUGGAAUGAGCAAAAA